Messenger RNA from Rhizoctonia solani, 789 nucleotides. RefSeq names its product ribosomal protein S3, C-terminal domain. The coding region runs from base 1 to 789 and encodes 262 amino acids. Gene Ontology annotation, molecular function: structural constituent of ribosome; RNA binding. Gene Ontology annotation, cellular component: nucleus; cytosolic small ribosomal subunit. The transcript has 6 exons. Lineage: Eukaryota; Fungi; Basidiomycota; Agaricomycetes; Cantharellales; Ceratobasidiaceae. The record is from RefSeq and is a predicted model, not a curated record. Gene Ontology annotation, biological process: translation.
AUGGCGUCUCAAAUCUCCAAGAAAAGAAAAUUCGUAGCCGACGGUGUCUUCCGCGCCGAACUCGGUGAAUUCUUCACCCGCGAACUGGCCGAGGAGGGAUACUCUGGAUGUGAAGUCCGUGUCACGCACGCCCGGACCGAAAUUAUCAUCCGUGCGACUCGUACCCAAGACGUGUUGGGUGAAAAGGGACGCAGGAUCAGGGAGCUCACGUCGCUUAUCCAAAAGCGGUUCAAGUUCCCCGAAAACUCGCUCGAUCUGUAUGCUGAAAAGGUGCAGAGCCGUGGUCUUUCGGCUGUUGCGCAGUGCGAGUCGUUGCGGUACAAGUUAUUGGGUGGACUCGCUGUUCGUCGUGCAUGCUAUGGUGUGCUCCGAUUCGUUAUGGAGUCUGGUGCCAAGGGUUGCGAAGUCGUCGUUUCUGGCAAGUUGCGCGCUGCUCGUGCCAAGUCGAUGAAGUUCACCGACGGCUUCAUGAUUCACUCUGGUCAGCCCGCUCGUGACUUUGUGGACUAUGCUGUCCGACACGUUCUCCUCCGUCAGGGUGUUUUGGGUAUCAAAGUCAAGAUCAUGAAGGGCUGGGACCCUACUGGCAACCUUGGCCCCAAGAAGCCUUUGCCGGAUACCGUCACGAUCCAGGAGCCUCCUAUUGACAAGGUCGUUGCGGAGCCCACGUCCGAGCACGCUGGUGCCGCCGAGCCCAUUUCCGCACCUGCACCUGCCGCAGAGGACUAUGGUGUCACGGAGGAGGCGACAUACGGGGAUGCUCCUGCCGAGGAACAACCGACUGCUUGA